Messenger RNA from Cantharellus anzutake, 564 nucleotides. Its product is annotated as anaphase-promoting complex, subunit 10/DOC domain-containing protein. Bases 1 to 564 code for a protein of 187 amino acids. The record is from RefSeq and is a predicted model, not a curated record. Gene Ontology annotation, biological process: anaphase-promoting complex-dependent catabolic process; protein K11-linked ubiquitination. The transcript has 5 exons. Gene Ontology annotation, cellular component: anaphase-promoting complex. NCBI's taxonomy places the organism in Eukaryota, Fungi, Basidiomycota, Agaricomycetes, Cantharellales, Hydnaceae.
AUGGGCGCCCCGGCGCUUAAAACUAGUCUUCCAGAUGUUGGACAUCUAGCGACAUGGACCGUCUCAUCUCAUAAACCGGGUUUCGAUGUAAAUUGUCUACGCGAUGACGAUCCAGAUACCUUUUGGCAGAGUGACGGACCUCAGCCUCACUAUAUUACUCUCCAAUUCGCGAAAAAAGUCCCAGUUCAAAAACUGGCCAUUAUGCUUAAUUUCGCAGCAGAUGACUCGUAUACCCCCAUAAAGCUUCUUAUCAAAGCGGGAACUGGGCUUUAUGAUCUUCAAGAUGUCAAGACAGUCACAAUGGAUAAGCCAACGGGGUGGGUCACAUUCGACGUUGGGACGGAAAGACCCAAGGAUGGGCAUGGAUUUCUUGACUCAUGUCUUCGUAGUAAGCCACUGAGUAUAUACGCUCUCCAAGUUGUCAUAGCCGCGAACCACAUGAACGGGAAAGAUACGCAUGUGCGUGGACUCAGAGUUCUUGGCGCCAAAGAAGCAACUAUGCGAGAUGACGACCUCUUGCCAUUCACCUCACUAGCAUUCAAGAUGUAUGAGAUGAUACGAUGA